This is a messenger RNA of Toxoplasma gondii ME49, 3788 nucleotides long. RefSeq names its product RNA recognition motif-containing protein. Lineage: Eukaryota; Apicomplexa; Conoidasida; Eucoccidiorida; Sarcocystidae. Bases 944 to 3130 code for a protein of 728 amino acids. Gene Ontology annotation, biological process: mRNA splicing, via spliceosome. The record is from RefSeq and is a predicted model, not a curated record. Gene Ontology annotation, cellular component: U2-type spliceosomal complex; U2 snRNP. The transcript is spliced from 10 exons. Gene Ontology annotation, molecular function: RNA binding.
CUAGACGGAAGACACCUUCUUCUUUCCUUCUGAGCAAACGCGUCAACAUCUUCCUGGAAACAGCGUGAGCAGGAGAAGGCGAUUCGCGUUUCCAUGUCGACUCGCCGUUGGCGCGCCCAGGGCAUGCUCUCUGUGCAGAUGUCUGCUGACGCAUGAGUCGAAGAGAAAAAGGGUGAACACGGGGGAACCUGUGCGUGGUUCUCUGGUUUUUUGUCGUGAGAAAACUCACUCGGUUUUCUCGAGGUCCCGCCCUCGUUCACCAGGUGUUCGCUCGUUCCCUUUCUCCGUUUCCCCGCAUUUCGUUCUCCGCCGGCGAGUGUCUUCGACUCUCUCCACGGCGGCAGAAGCUUCUCCGAGGCGUCUCAGUUGUCCAUGCACCCCGUCGUGGUGAGCAGCGGGAAGGCGCCCGGAAGCAGCGACAUCAAAACACAACUUCUGGACAAAGUUUUUCCUCCAGCGAAUGCGUCUUCUCUCCUGCAGGCCGUGUGUGGCGGGUCUGCGUCGCCGUCCGUUCGGUGUCUUCUCAACCGCCGGCGCGGCUGCUCGGAUUUUCCGUUCGACGUCAGAAGAUAAACGUAACAAAGUCCCCGAAGUCUCCCGAAAGAAGCCUCUGUCGGAAUUGCCCUUCGUCGCCGACCUCUCUCACGUGUCAAUCCACGCGUGAAGCCACAGCUGCGUUUUUCACGGCUCUCUGGACUCGGUAUCCUGUGGUUGGUCUCCCCGUAUUUCGAGAGAAGAGAAGGCAUUCGUGGAGACAGAAGCCGGCGGCCCUGAAGGGGGAAGCGAGACAGAGGAAAGGGAGAGAAGAGACAAGCAAAAGCCGAGAAAGGAGUGCCGAACAUCGGAACGAAGGAGAGGGAAUGAAGAAGGCUUCGCCGAGGGUGGAGAGGACUUUCUUGGAUUUCUAGAUUUGUUUGGAGCUUUGUUUUCCAGCAAGUUCACCAUGGUUCGAAGAAGUGCGCGGACCGCAAAGAAUGCUCGGACUUCUGCCACUCCGGAGACCGAGAACGCUUCGCCUCCUUCGCCCUCUCCGUCGUCUCCCGUCUCCUCCAGAGGGAGAAGGCGGUCGACACUGCAAAGAUCUUCUCCUAAGGAGCAGAGUGAACAACCUUCGAGCCUCGUUGUUUCUUCAAAUUCGUCUAUUCCCUCUGUGUCCUCGAAGAGCGAAGCGGCUGCCGCGGUCGCCUCCGACCCUCCCACCCAAGCCCCGGACGCGUCUGGAGCGCAGGCCGUGGAAGCAAAGGCGACGGGAGAAGCCGAAGCAGAGAUGAGAGAAAGCGGGGAGAAAGCGAACGAUGGAGACGCAGAGGUGAAAGAAGGAGAGGAAAAAACACCGGGAGAAGCAGAGGUGAGGGGAGGAGAAGACACGGUGAAGGAGAGGGAAGCAGAGUGGUAUCUCAUUCUCACGGAGGACGCAAUGGCUGUUCUCCGCUCUCAACAGAAGCAGCAAGAAGCUCAGAGUCAGGGAGAGGGCUCGAGAGAAGAGCACAGCGAAGGACACAAGCGAGAAGAAGGAGACAAGAGAGAGGGGGAGACGGAAGAAGAGAAGGGUGGAGACAGACAGGGCGUUCUCGCGACAGGGAACGAGUCCAGCGUCGUAGGUCCAGUCUCGGCAGAGACAGUGAGGAUUUACUUCCAGCAUUGCCUGGUGGAUGGAUACACGCAGUGCUGGAAACCUGGAAUGCCCGCGUGGCUGCCACUGUGCUCCACGGACGAGUUGAAGAAGGUUCUGCAGGAAGCAGACGAAGGAGACCUCGAGGAAGCACAGGAGGACGGCGGAGAAAAAGAAGGGCAGACCGCUCGCCUCGAGGAUGUUCCACCAGAGUUCAAGUACGUCACUCCCGAGGGCGUACGGAUGGUGUUCGACCUAGCCGGCAAAACCUGGCGCACUGCAGAGGAGUACGAAGCGCUCUGCUCGUUGUUGGCAGAAGCGGAGGCUCUUCCUGCGGCUUCGCCAGAAAAGCAUGAGUCUGCUGUCGCAGAGAACCGAGAGGACAUGGUUUUUCCGGGGUUGUCAGAAGAAGAGGUGGACCGAGCUGAAGGCGAGGGAGAGCAGGGACGGACGCGGGAGCUGACUGAGGCUGAGCGACAGAAGAAGGAAGCCAACGCGGAGAAGCGUCGGAUGUACAGACAGCGGCUGAAGAAGAAGAAGCAGGAGGGGCGGUGGGUCGCCGGGAGGAAGAAUCCGAACAUCUACGUUGCGAAUCUCCCCGCAGACUGCACCGAAGAGGAGCUCGCCGAAAUCUUCAAGAAGGCGGGGGUCUUCAAAAUCGAUCCCGAAACCCUGCGACCCAAGAUUCGGGUGUACACGGACGACACAGGUCGCUGCAAAGGCGACGCGUUGAUUUCUUUCGUUCACGAAAACUCGGUCGACAUCGCCAUCAAAUACUUUGAUGGUUUUUCCUUCCGCGACGGCGCAUGCACUCUCAAGGUCCAGCGCGCAGAAUUUGCUCCCAAGGCGGGACAAGGCACGAGCCCCAAAACGGAAGGAAGCGAAGGAGGCUCUGCGGAGUCGCGAACUGGCAAGAGGGACAGAAGGAAAUAUUUAGCAGCGAAAUACGAGCAAGAACGGUUGUUGAGCUGGGGAGACGCCAUCGACGACGGUUCUGGGCGGCGCAUUAUCAUUUUGAAACCAACCUACUCGAGCGAAGAAGCGGAGCUGUACGAAGAAGGCGACGCCUUCUACGAGGAACUUCGCCAAGAACUGUUCGACGAAAUUGCUCAAUUUGCCAAGCCAGAGAAAGUCACCGUCAUUCCUAGACACGUCCAGGGGGUGGCGUGCGUCAAGCUGAAGACAGCGGAAGACGCUGAGCGCAUUAUCGAGCAAUUUCGGGGACGGUACUUCGAUGGCCGGCAGCUCGAUGUUUUCUUCUUCGACGGUCGCAGCGACUUGAAAGCGAACUGUCUCCCCUCUCGCCUCAAAAAGCCGAAGGCGGUCACCCCUGUCACACCUCAAGCUGCCGGCGAUACCCAGGAAGCCGAAGCGGCGGUUCAGAACGAAGGCGCAACCCAGGAAAAGCACGACAUCGAGGAAGAGAAGGACGACGAGGAGGAGCGUCUCGACAAAUUCGGGGAGUGGAUAUCCCAGCAAAGCAGCGACGAGGAAUUUGAGGUGCAGACAGAAGAGUAAAGAGUUUCGGGAAGUUCGGAUCCCCAGUUGGGGAGGCGAUACCAACUUUAUUUUCUUUUGUGCCGGUGCGGGGAACGAGGGAAGAGGCGUCGUGCAGCGACCUCUGUCUUAGCAGGAAGAGAGCGGGGCUAGCCUGGUGGUGUUCCAGCAGAAAGCCACGUAUUUCGGAACCGGCGUUUUCCGGUGAACAAACGGGGAAGGGUUGUGCCGGUGGAAGGCUAGGAAUGAAACGCGAUGAUGCGGUAGCGUGGAUGAAGUCAGGAAUGAACUCACGUUUGAAUAUGGGAUGCGGCUUUGCGCUGGAAGGGUGCACCACAGAGAUCUUCUAAAAGAAGUUCUACUCUCGCAAAUCCGACACGAGCACGGCCCCUGUCCAGCACCGAAACUGCGUGGCACUUCAGUCUCUGCGAGCCGAAAAAGAAAGCUGUGCUUGGUUGAAGCCUCUCACACUGCUGAAGCGUUACAAUUCGCGCCGUGAUGUUCACGCACACACACACACACCUCACCAAGUAUUUGUGUACUUUCUCCAAUCUUAGGGUGACCCUUCGAUCAACUAAGUCGCGAACGAAGCGCCAAACCCUUUGACCACUAUGAUAGUUCUGCACAUCUUCAACCCUGCAGGUAUUGAUACCGUGCUUCACGUUGCCUUUUAUUCUCA